This is a messenger RNA of Copidosoma floridanum, 2428 nucleotides long. RefSeq names its product threonine--tRNA ligase (gene ThrRS). NCBI's taxonomy places the organism in Eukaryota, Metazoa, Arthropoda, Insecta, Hymenoptera, Encyrtidae. Gene Ontology annotation, biological process: threonyl-tRNA aminoacylation. Gene Ontology annotation, cellular component: cytoplasm; mitochondrion. The record is from RefSeq and is a predicted model, not a curated record. Gene Ontology annotation, molecular function: threonine-tRNA ligase activity; ATP binding.
AAUACUUAUUUCUGGAGUUAUCGAGGCUGAAUAAAAAAAUUGCACCAUCUCUAGCUCGCGAUUUUCGGGAGUAGCACAUAUGUAAUAACGUUUUCACCGGUCCCCCGUUGUGUUCAUAUAGUGUGUACAAUUGCGGUGUUAUAAUACCCAUCGAGCUUAUGGGGAAAAACCUAUUUCAAAAAAAGUGUUGAAAAAGAGAAAGGAAAUAGCUCAUGAAGCGAGCCAAUGCUACUCGCGAGCCUGCUACUACCGAGUUGUCCACGAGUCCUAAAGCUCCCGAGUAAACUUGGCAUAAGGUGGAAGUCGCUGUACGCUUUGAAAAAAAUGAAGCAAAAGCAAGAAAAACCAGAUAAGUUCACUGUGAAGGAGCUGAAUCCACCACCAUCGUACAUUCAGGAAAGGAUAGAAUUGUUCGACAAGCUCAAAGCCAAGUACUUGGCUGAACUUGAAGCUAAGGAAUCCAAAGAGAUAACUGUAACACUUCCAGAUGGCAAAGAAAUACCGGCAGAGUCUUGGCGUACUACCCCUUACAAAGUUGCGUGUGGUAUUAGCCAAGGGUUGGCUGACAAUACAAUCAUAGCAAAAGUCAAUGGCGAACUGUGGGAUUUGGAUAGGCCAUUGGAAUCCGAUUGCAAACUGCAACUACUCAAAUUCGAUGAUAAAGAAGCUCAGGCAGUUUUCUGGCACUCUAGUGCUCAUGUUCUUGGCGAAGCCAUGGAAAGAGUCUAUGGUGGUUGCUUGUGCUAUGGUCCACCCAUAGAAGAAGGUUUUUACUAUGAUAUGUUCAUAGAAGAGAACGAGGGUAUCUCGAGUGACAAUUUUCCGUACCUAGAAUCUCUGUAUAAAAACAUUGUCAAAGAAAAACAAAACUUUGAAAGGCUGGAAAUGAAGAAGGAAGAUCUCUUGGAGAUGUUCAAGUACAAUGAGUUCAAAGUCAGAAUUUUGAAUGAGAAAGUUACAACUCCAACCACGACUGUGUACAGGUGUGGCCCACUGAUCGAUCUGUGCCGGGGACCGCACGUGCGCCACACUGGGAAGAUCAAGGCAGCAAAGAUAACAAAGAACUCGUCAGCUUACUGGGAGGGUAAAGCGGAUGCGGAGAGAUUGCAGCGGCUCUACGGCAUUAGUUUUCCGGAUCAGAAACAGCUGAAGGAGUGGGAAAAGUUACAGGAGGAGGCGGCGAAACGAGAUCAUCGGAAAAUCGGCCGCGAACAGGAGCUUUUCUUUUUCCAUGAGCACUCGCCUGGCUCGUGUUUCUUUCAGCCCAAUGGGGCAUACAUUUACAACACUUUGGUACAAUUUAUACGCGACGAGUACAGAAAGAGGGGAUUCCAGGAGGUCAUCACGCCAAACAUAUACAACAACAAGCUGUGGAAAGCUUCGGGCCAUUGGGACCAUUAUUCCGAUAACAUGUUCUCGUUUGACGUGGAAAAAGAAACUUUCGCCCUGAAACCAAUGAACUGCCCUGGUCAUUGCAUGGUUUUCGAUGUGCGAAUUAGGUCGUGGCGCGAAUUGCCGUUGCGUAUGGCAGAUUUCGGAGUGCUUCACCGUAAUGAGUUGUCAGGCGCUUUGACUGGUCUCACGAGGGUACGCCGCUUCCAGCAGGAUGACGCGCAUAUUUUCUGCACGCACGAACAAAUCAAGGACGAAAUACUGGGGGCCCUUGAGUUCCUUGACCACGUCUACUCCGUUUUCGGCUUUACGUUCAACCUGUGCUUGUCCACGCGGCCUGAGAAAUACUUGGGCGAGCUCGAAGUCUGGAAUGACGCCGAGAAGGCACUCUCUGAUAGUCUUGAUGCUUUUGGCAAGCCCUGGACCCUCAACCCCGGUGACGGUGCCUUUUAUGGACCCAAGAUCGAUAUUACCAUUAUGGACGCGUUGAAGAGGUCACAUCAGUGCGCAACCAUCCAACUAGACUUCCAAUUACCCAUACGUUUCGAUUUGAACUACGUCAACGAGGCUAACGAGAAAAUACGCCCUGUAAUAAUUCACCGUGCAAUCUUAGGUUCCGUCGAACGCAUGAUUGCCAUUCUUACCGAAUCUUACGCCGGCAAGUGGCCGUUCUGGUUGUCGCCUCGUCAAGCCAUGGUUAUACCCGUGGGCCCGUCAAUUGAUGAGUACGCCGUACAAGUGAAAGAUAAGUUGUACGAAGCAGGUUUCAGAAGCGAAGUAAACACCGAUCACGGUGAGACUUUGAACAAGAAAAUCCGAAACUCCCAGCUCGAGCAAUUCAACUUUAUUCUUGUGGUUGGAGAGAAGGAAAAGGCUGGUGGCACUGUAAAUGUCAGAACAAGAGAUAACAAGGUGCACGGCGAAGUCGAAGUAGAUGCUCUGAUCAAGAGAUUCGAUGAUUUGAAAAACAAGAAAACACGUGAAUCCGAGGACGGCAGUAAUACUUCGGAUAAAUAAUUUUAAGCUUUCUUGGGCA